ACUAGACCAGCCGGCGGCCACGUCUCGUCUCGGCCCCUUGGCCCCUUUUAUUUUUGGAACGCCGUUGAAAACCGCACCCCACAAGUGUGAAGAUUCCUUUUCUUGCUCCUCUUUCUUUCCUCUCAAUCGCGCGACAUGGCUCUGGAGGAAGACAAAGACAUUUUAUCCGAUAUUUGCGUGUAAAAUGAGCAAUUCUGCAUAUUGAUUUUAUAAUUAUUAUAUUAUAAAGAGAGUGCUUUCUCUCAGAAAGCAAAUACCUCAGAGUAUUCCAAAUAAAAUAAAAACCGAUGAAACAAAGUGAUCCCUCCAAUAAAAUUUUUGAUUGGACAAACCUGAAUCUUUCUCUUUUGCUACUAAUAUUUUUCAGAUUUUUAUUAUUUUGGUGUAUUAAUUUUUUUUAUUUUAUUAUUUCAUUUUAAUAAUGAAGCACAAAUCGAUAAUCUGCAGCUUUAUUUUCGACAUAAUUAGAAUUAUCAUCAAUUUUAUAAUCGUAUGUUUACGUCAAGCACUCCACGCUAUCGCAAAGAAAUCCGAUUUAAAUAAAAAAUAGAUUUAAAGUUUUGUCGAUAGGAGAAAGUCAAGUUGAUCUCUGAUUAAUUUCCGCAAGAAGUAGCACGACGUACUAUUAAAAUUUAAUUGUUUUAAGAUUAAUUAAUUGCAGCGUUUCACAUAAAGUAUUAACUAUGCAAUUUUACUAAAAACAAUUUAGUUUUCCUUAAAAGAACAUGCACGAAUACAAAGCUUACUAAGCAAUUUACUCGAGAUUUCAUUCCACUGACCUGCUUCAGAAACGUUCAAGAUUCUUGAAACAUCAUUGCAUUACGGAGACGUAAUCGCAGGGUCAAAGAUCGCCAAACGAAAACAGAGAAUUCUUCCAUAUCGGUUCAAGGAGGCUCUCAGACGAAGGUUCGCAUCGCAGCUGGUGGUCAUAUCGACAAAGAGAAGUCCCUGCUUCUCUUAAUCGCGUGCGAUUAGUUUCACACAAAGAUAAAAUUCGUAGUAAAAAAUUGGUAAUAUAUUUUAAAUGAUCAAGAUUGCCUAGUGUACAUAUGAGAAGAAUUUAGAAGAUUAAUCGCCGGUAAAAUUGAAGCAAAAUAUGCAGAUCAAGGAUAAACGCGUUAUAGUGAUUGGAGCAGCGAGCAGCUUGGGUCUGGCGUUUAGCAGAGAACUACUGCGAAAUGGUGCCUCGAUGAUAGUUAUGAUCGAUAUCCGGCAAUCCCUUGGACAACAGGCUGAGCAAACUUUCAACAGCGAUUUCGGCCGGAAACGUGCCGUCUUCCUUCACUGCGACGUGACGAAUAAUUCCGAAUUCGAUGCCACAUUAAAAGAGGCCAUCAACAUUCUCGGUGGGCUGGACAUUGUAAUAAAUAAUGCAAGUGUGAUAAAUGAAACUGACUUCUCCAGAACCAUCGAUGUUAAUGUGACAGCCCUAAUUCGCGGGACUAUUCUGGGAAUUCAACAAAUGCGAAAAGACUCUGGAGGCAAGGGUGGUGUCGUCGUAAACAUUUCGUCUAUUGCCGGUUUGCGGGCAGUACCUGAACUCCCAGUGUAUUCAACUACAAAGCAUGCCGUAGUUAGCUUCAGCCGCUCUUUUGCACAACCUUAUCACUACGAGAGAACCAAUGUAAAAGUAAUCGUUCUAUGUCCUGGUUUGGCCGACACGUCAGUUCUUGAAGAUCUGCCGCAGGGUAUUUCGAACAUUGACAUUUUGCAGAAUUAUCAACCUCAAAGAGUGGAAACUAUCGCUCACGGAUUAGUAUACGUAAUUCGAUGUGCGCAAAAUGGCAGUGUAUGGAUCAGCGAAGACGGAAAACCGGUUUAUGAGGUGCAGCUUCCCGACACUUUGCCGCAGAAAAGCGAAAUCGAACUGAAGGAAAACUAUAAAAAUGAUAGAAAGAUCUUCGAGCGUUCACGCGCAUAUCCACCCAUGAGACCACUUCGUCGUCGUUCCUCAGCAUCCGAAAGAGCAAAAGAGAUAGAAGCGAUCAACUGUAUUGUUUCCGGAAAAAAUGUUCUGAUUACCGGCGGUGCGGCAGGACUUGGUUACGCUUUCCUCAAUCACUUCCUCAAACAUGGAGCAAAUAAAAUAGUUAUAUUGGACAUCGACGCUGAGGCUGGCAAGCGGAUCGCACUCGGCAUCGAAAAAUCUUGCGGCGAGAAGAAGGUGCACUUCAUACACACCGACGUAUCUAAUCACAAACAAGUGACUGAGGCUUUCAAGAAGACGUCAGCGUUGUUAGAGACUAUUGACAUCGUGGUGAACAACGCUGGAAUUUUAGAUGAGCGAAGAUGGGAAAAGGAAAUCGCGGUGAACAUCAGUGGCAUGGUCAGCACCGCGAUGUUAGCUAUGCAGCACAUGAGAAGAGAUACGGGUGGUCACGGUGGUAUCUUGGUAAAUGUCGGGCAACACAUGGAUAUACGAAACACAGCUCAGCUUCCAGUUUACACGGCCACGAAACACGCCAUCAUCGGUCUAUCGCAGUCUCUUUCGGAUCCUUAUCAUUACGAGAAGACCGGCGUUACCGUGAUAACUUUAUGCGCUGGACUGACGGAAACCAGCAUGACGGUAGAUAGUCCUAAUAAGCUGCUCUCAAGGGUCAUGAAAGCGGAUUUCGUAAAAACUCUUGAACAGUUCUCGAUACAAACGCCUUACGUAGUCGCGCAGGGUCUAAUGACGAUCUUGAGGAUCGGCGAGUCCGGCAGUAUCUGGGUCAUCGAGAGCGGCCGAGCGCCUUACGAAGUUUACGUGCCGAAUCCGCGUACUCUGCGCCGUCACUACAAGAACAACUUCACGCACGUCGACACUAAGGUCGUGGGAGGUCGCGCGAUAAGGGAGGUCUGCGACAGUACGAGGACGGGCUUGAUGAGCUGCGCCUGAGGAGGCUCACUGAUAAUCGGCAGGCGUCCGACCGUGAUCUUUCGCUGCGCUUUGGCACGAAAAAACGUCUCGUCGCGCAAGUCCACAUGGAACGUCAUCGCUCGCAGACAUCCCACGAUAUAACCGGAAGCGCGAAAGAGGGACGAGAUGCAGUCGAGGCGAAGAGCUGCGACGUAUCGUGGAGAAACCAUUCCUGCAAUUAUCCUCCACUGAUUUCGUAACCGAGAAGUAGCGCAUUUUUUGCCAUCUGGAUGUUACUCGCUGGUUCCGUCAAAGCAGCCUCAAACAUCAUGCGUAUAUACGUUCGAUUUCACUAUUUCUAGUUGAGUCGCCAGAUUGUAUAAAAUGCCUGUGAUAAAAAUAGUUUUGUAAUAAAUAUUCUGAAAAGAUA
Ooceraea biroi (clonal raider ant) is the source of this 3269-nucleotide messenger RNA. RefSeq names its product peroxisomal hydratase-dehydrogenase-epimerase. Gene Ontology annotation, cellular component: cytoplasm. NCBI's taxonomy places the organism in Eukaryota, Metazoa, Arthropoda, Insecta, Hymenoptera, Formicidae. The record is from RefSeq and is a predicted model, not a curated record. Gene Ontology annotation, molecular function: oxidoreductase activity, acting on the CH-OH group of donors, NAD or NADP as acceptor.